Sesamum indicum (sesame) is the source of this 3060-nucleotide messenger RNA. The record is from RefSeq and is a predicted model, not a curated record. Lineage: Eukaryota; Viridiplantae; Streptophyta; Magnoliopsida; Lamiales; Pedaliaceae.
CUCUCUCUCUCUCUCUCUCUCUCUCGUAUUAUUCUCUCUCUUUCCAUGAGGGCUUCUCUGUGUCUCUGUAUAAAGAUACUAAAAGGUACCUUCGAUCCCAUUGUUCUUGACAGCAUAACUCUCUCCACUGCAUGUCUCAUCAUUCACUUGACAGUAUACACGCACAUAUAGAAACUUGAACUUCUUUGCCAUUUCUUCUACUUUCUCCGCAUCCAAAAGCUAAUGGUUUGGUCAUGAAAUUCCCACCGCUUGAAGUAACCGAUGAAAAAGAUUAGAGCUUUUCCUUUGAAUGCCACCGAAACAUAUGUUAAAAGAAAUGUGCACGCUGGUGGAGGAGGGUUUGAGAUUUUUCUUGAGGGCUUUGCUUGUGCCCCAGAAAGGCUGACCUGAAAAUAAAUUAUUGGGGAAUUAGAGCUUUAUGUUUUCUGGUUUUAUUUUACUUUUCCUGUUUGGUUUAAAAUAAGUAUCCCUUUUGGUUGUGGUUUCUGAAUGGGGAGUUCGGGUGAGGACCCCAACAAAGGCAUUGACCCAUCAGUUGGCGGGUUGGUAUGGGUUCGCCGGAGAAAUGGGUCGUGGUGGCCUGGCCGGAUUCUUGGCCCAGAUGAACUUCCGGAGGGCUGUUUGCCUACACCAAGAUCAGGGACCCCAGUGAAGCUCCUUGGUAGAGAAGAUGCAAGUGUGGACUGGUAUAAUCUGGAGAAAUCAAAAAGAGUGAAAGCUUUUCGCUGUGGCGAGUAUGAUGAUUGCAUUGAGAAGGCUAAGGCAUCUGCAUCUCAUCUUUCUAAGAAGGCAGUCAAAUACGCUCGAAGAGAAGAUGCCAUUCUUCAUGCACUUGAGCUGGAAAGUGCUCGUCUUGGAAAAGACUAUGACGACUUAUCUGCUAGACCAGGUACACAAAAUGAGGAGCGUCUUGUUGACGACUCACCUUCUUCCUCCCAUCCCAGUGAAGAAAGUGAAGAUACUGAUGAGGAUCUGAGUACUUCUGAAGAUGAUUCAGAUUCAGGCCCAGAACUAUCUCAGUCUGGUGUUUCAUUUGAGGAACCAGAUCACGCUGAUGCAACUAAGGAAGAAUCUAAGCGCUGGAGGACUCCAAAUGAUUCAGAGGACGAUGGGACUGAAGGAGUAAAGCGUAUGAGAGGACUUGAGGACCUGGGGAUGGGUGUAGCAUCAUCACUGAAGAGAAAAAGAUCUGAGGCUGCUCAUGUUCAUGAAUUCUUAAAAAGGAAAAACCGUCGCCGCACUUUGACAAAAGUUUUGGAGUGUACAGCAAUGGUGUCCGUUCCUGUUGUUUGUGAACAGUUGUCCAGUCCAACUGGAUCUUCUGUUCCUGGAGCAUCUGAGAGCAAGGUUUCUGGAUUAGAGUCUAAUGAAUCGAAGAUCAACAACUCAACUGCAGUCAACAACAACUCAGAUAGUACUGGAGUUUCAUGUGAGAAUGCUAUAUCGGUCAACACAUCUAGGCAUGCUAGUGAUGCUUCCCUUGGAUCCAAACCAAAGGAGAAUGAAAUUUCCAGCAGGGAGGUCAUUCCUGAAAAUAGAUCUGUUCACAGCUUGUUCGAUGUGCCUCUUGUUGCUGAAGCAAAGCAUUCUGCAGGUUUGUCCACAAUUGUUCCUGGUGCAUCACAGAAGGCUCAGGUUGGUGCUGGGGCCCAGUCUAGCCAAAGUAGUCAUGUUGAGAACAUAUCGUUGGGAAAUGAGGAACAUAACGAGUCUGGUUCAACCAGUUCAGGUACUGCCGAUGUUCAUAAUAUCAGCCAGAGGAUAGAGAAAGGUACUUCUGAGUGGCAGUUAAAAGGGAAGAGGAAUUCAAGGUCAAGGAAGAUGGAUGUGGAUGACGAGUCUGAAACAUAUGCAGCAGGCAUGGAUCGGGAUAGCUUUUUAGCCAGCUCUAGCCGAAAUGCUGACUCCAAUCGGGUAGGUGGGUCCCUCGUUUCAGAUGGUGGUGGAUUCCAUGUAAAGUCAAGACCAAUUACAGAAACUCAGGUUGAAGAAUUUCGUGGUUGGAGCUGGAAUGCUCCACAGAGAGAAUCUCAUACAAGGCGAUCAGCGUCUGAGAUGGCUGGACCCCAGAGGUUACUGCCCUAUCGUCAGUCUCGUUUCACGGUCAACCCAAAGUAUGAAUCCUACGAUUUUUCCCUGAGGCACCAUACUGCUGGUUCUGCCUUGUAUGAUGUCACUGUGGAGGUGAAAUCCACCUACCGGCCCCAGCACGUCCCCUAUAUUUCUCUAAUGAGCAAGCUACAUGGCCAGCCCAUUAUAGGUCACCCACUCGCAGUCGAGGUGUUGGAAGCUGGAUCGUGUGAUGGCUUACUCGGUUUGACCGAAUGUUACAGCAGCAGUUCUGAGUUGGACCAUAACCUGAACAGUGUAUCUGCUUUGCAAGGUCUAAACAUGGUAUAUGAACGGAGGCCACGCGGACGGCCACCCAGCAAGCACCGGUCGUUGCAGGCACACAGCACACGUAGGAAAACCCCAAAAUCUAGAAGAAAUGGGCUCUUGUCAAAGAAGAUCAGGAAGUUGUCGUCACUGACUGGUUCUCACAAACAAAGUCAAGAAGAUAAGAAACCAGUGGUAGAGAAGCUCAAGGGUCCUUCCAUAGCUUGUAUUCCUUUAAAUGUCGUAUUCAGUCGGAUCAAUGCAGCAUUGAAUAGCUCAAUGCGACCUCCACCCCGUAUGGCUGCAGCAGGCAGUAUAUGAAGUUUGCUUUUCCGGGUACCUAAAAUUUUAUACAAAAUCUUGAGCUUCACCUUCCAAACUUGUGGGUUUGGUUAAAUAGGCAGCCAAGUUCAGCAUUCUUCUUCUGAAACUGUGUCGGUGUACCAGCGCUGUACAUUCUGCCCUGAAGGGAGAAAUACUAUGACAUUAUCACAGGAACCAUAGAAGUUUUGCUGAGGCUGCUUUAGCCUUGUAUAUAUUGUAAAAUUAGUUCAGGGCAUCAACUAUAGUGAUCGGUUGUCAGGUUUAAUAUAUAAUCUGAUAAUGCUUUACUAUUUAUAGACGGACUGUUUUCUGGAAUUGUGGGAUUACUAACUUCUGGAGUUAAGAGAUGAUUUCUUUCCA